AUCUGAGGAGGAUUCUGUCAGUAUCACCAAGGAAGAGUUACAGUUGCCUAAACAUGGACCUCACACAGAGUCGGAUGAUUUUAUCACAGAUCUCGUUGACCGUGGGGAUUCAUCUGACAGUGAUAAUAGCGAACAGAAUCACGAUUUCCAGAUCCAACCAAGACCAAAAAAAAAGAGAUCAGCGUGUGAGACAGUGACAACACAUAGUCCAGGACAGUCACAUUACAUGCAUUCAACACCAACAGAAAUUAAAACAACUGUCACGGGACAGUGGCAGGGCACUGACUCAAGUGAUCAUGGUAAUGAGAAUGCUUGGAAUCAACUUCAGCUUUGCAGCGAUUUAUAUGACCACAGCUCAGGAGUUAUUGAUCUGACCAGUGCAGUCCCUAAAGAAUCCCCCCAGCUAGAGUCAGCUCACACCCAUCAUGAGGCCUCUGAAUUUGAUCCAGGUAUAGAUGAGGCUGAUACAGUUGUAUGGAAUCCCGAAGAGGACCUUGUCAGAGCCGAUGCUGAUGAGGCAGUCGUGAUAAUGCUGAAUUGUGUCAACAGUGACGAUCUAAUACAGGACAAUGGACUGAAUUUCACAGCACAAGAUUUGCCCUUGGUUUCUAGCAGCCAACUUUCCCCAUCAAAUUCAGCUGGCAACCCAGGAAAUCCAGAGAGCCCCCGACGUAUAUCUGUUCGCAGGGUAAAUGUUGUUGAAGAUCUUUUGGCUAUAUUUAUGGACAGCAGCAUAAUUACUGUGACUUUAAAGAUGGACUUUGUAAAUGAAAAAGCUGUUGAUGAUGCUGGGGUGUCAAGGGAGGUUUACACUGCCUUUUGGGAGCAAUUUUUGGAACAGUGUGAAGGUGAAACAGAACGAGUUCCAAGGCUGAGGCCAGACUUUGGUGAGGCAGAGUGGAAAGCAGUUGGACACAUUUGGGUGAAAGGAUUGCUGGAUUAUGGUGUCAUUCCGGUGAGACUAUCAAAGGCUUUCAUUUUAGCAUGCAUUCAUGGAAUCGACUCAGUUGAUGCAGACAUCCUGAUGUCAUCGUUUUUAAACUACCUCCCUCCUGUUGAGAGAUCAGCUGUUGAGAAGGCUCUCAAUGGCACAAUGGAUGAAAGUGAUGAAGAGGACCUGCUUGACCUUUUUACAAGGAUGGGUUCCCACUCCCUACCUCCUCAGAACAACAUGCAGCCUGCCAUUGAGGCAAUGGCUCAUAAGGCGAUUCUCCAAGAGCCAAAAUAUGUAGUUGAUUGCUUCUCCACAGCCAUGGCAUGUGUACAACUGAAACUGUCAAACAGGGAAAGUGUGGUGUCUCUGUAUGAGACAAAGAAGGCCACAGGCAAAAGAGUAUCACAACUAUUUCAAACAACAAAGGUGAUGCUGUCUCAAAUAGAACAAACAACCUUUAACCAUCUUCAGCGAUAUGUCAAAAAUGCUGAUGAAAGCAAAGCUGAGAAAAUCCUGCGUUUCUGCACAGGGUCUUCUGUCAUCUGUGUUGACAAAAUUCUGGUGUGCUUCAAUGCUGAAACAGGGCUGAACAGAAGGCCUGUUGCUCAUACCUGUGGAGCUACUCUUGAAGUACCGUGCACUUACACUUGCUAUCCUGAUUUUCGCACGGAGUUUGACAACAUCCUUUCCAGCAAUUACUUGGAAAUGGACAUCAUUUGAACUUGCUGGAAGUCUUUUUUCUGGAUUAAUAAUUACAGCUGUAAUUGAUUACAAAUAUGUUUACCCUUGAUUUCACUGUUUUCUAUUUAAAUUUGUUAUUGAAAUGUUGAAUGCAUUCUGCCAUAUAAUGAUCAGUCAUCGGUUUCAUUUUCAGAUCGUGUAAUGUUAUGUUCUGUUGCAUUUCAUAAGGAUUUUCUUUAAUUUCUAAUAUGCUCGUACAUUGAUUGUAGGUUUCACUACUGCUGACACCAUGUUUGAGGCUGGUGUCAAAGUUCGGCUCACAUGAAAACCACCUAUACUUAUUUUGCUGUGUCUAGCUGUUUAUAGGAACUGUUGAAGAAUCCAGGCAAGAAGAAAGAGAUAUACACUUGAUUUCAUGGUGAAAGGUCCAUGUACUUUUAGUUUUUUGUUGAGUAAAAAAGAUUUAAAGUUAAUGAUGAUUUUCAGUCAUUUGUGUUUGUUGUCUGUACAG
Molecule: messenger RNA, 2126 nt
Organism: Archocentrus centrarchus (flier cichlid)
Lineage: Eukaryota; Metazoa; Chordata; Actinopteri; Cichliformes; Cichlidae
Exons: 3
Coding region: 227-1654 (475 amino acids)
Molecular function (GO): ubiquitin-protein transferase activity
Source: RefSeq, a predicted model, not a curated record